Molecule: messenger RNA, 4348 nt
Organism: Hypanus sabinus (Atlantic stingray)
Lineage: Eukaryota; Metazoa; Chordata; Chondrichthyes; Myliobatiformes; Dasyatidae
Gene: snx6
Product: sorting nexin 6
Exons: 14
Coding region: 133-1356 (407 amino acids)
Cellular component (GO): endosome
Molecular function (GO): phosphatidylinositol binding
Source: RefSeq, a predicted model, not a curated record
GCCGCGUGCCCGUGGACUGCGCGAACGCGCGGACACGUCGCGCCCCCAGCCGCUCCAGGAGCCUCCACCUCCCUGUCCGUCGCGUCACGGGCUUCCCUGCGCCUCACGUGACACAGGCUCUGCUGCGCAGCCAUGAUGCAGGAAGAUUUGGACGAUGGCCCCGACUUCCUGUCAGAAGAGGACAGAGGAUCUAGACCAGUCAAUGUGGAUCUCCAAGCAGAUGGCACUCUUCAGGUUGACAUUUCUGACGCUCUUAGUGAAAGAGAUAAAGUUAAAUUUACAGUUCACACAAAGAGUACUCUACCUAAUUUCAAACAAGAUGAAUUUUCUGUAGUUCGUCAGCAUGAAGAAUUUGUCUGGCUUCAUGAUGCUUUUGUUGAAAAUGAAGAAUAUGCUGGCUACGUUAUCCCACCAGCACCUCCGAAGCCUGACUUUGAUGCUUCAAGGGAUAAACUGCAGAAACUUGGAGAAGGAGAAGGAUCAAUGACCAAGGAGGAAUUCACAAAGAUGAAACAAGAACUUGAAGCCGAGUACCUGGCUAUAUUCAAGAAAACUGUUGCCAUGCAUGAAGUAUUCUUGUGUCGUGUAGCUGCACAUCCAGUUCUACGAAAUGACUUAAACUUUCAUGUCUUCUUGGAAUAUAAUCAAGAUUUGAGUAUUCGAGGAAAAAAUAAAAAAGAGAAACUGGAAGAUUUCUUUAAGAAUGUGGUAAAAUCAGCUGAUGAAGUUCUUGUUGCAGGUGUUAAGGAUGUCGAUGAUUUCUUCGAGCAUGAGAAAACCUUUCUUCUAGAAUAUAAUAACAGAAUAAAGGACGCAGCUGUCAAAGCUGACAAAUUGACAAAGUCACACAAAAAUGUGGCAGAUGACAACAGUAGAAUUAGUUCAAUAUUGUACUCUUUAGGAACUCAAGACUCAACAGAUCUAUGCAAAUUUUUCCUGAAGGUAUCAGAAUUAUUCGAAAAAACAAGGAAAAUAGAAGCACGGGUGUCAGCAGAUGAAGACCUAAAGCUUUCUGAUCUUUUGAGGUAUUACUUAAGAGAAUCGCAAGCUGGUAAGGACCUCCUUUAUAGACGAGCAAGGUCUUUGGUGGAUUAUGAAAGUGCAAACAAGCUGUUGGAUAGAUCAAGAGCUAAAAACAAAGAUGUCCUUCAAGCUGAGACCAACCAACAGUUCUGCUGUCAAAAGUUUGAGAAGCUUUCGGAGUCAGCAAAACAAGAGCUUAUAGACUUCAAAACUCGAAGAGUUGCAGCAUUUCGGAAAAACCUUGUAGAAUUGGCAGAAUUGGAACUAAAACAUUCCAAGAGCCACUUACAACUGCUGCAGAGUUGUCUUGUAGCACUGAAAGGUGACAGUUAACUACAUUAUGGUUGUAUUAACAAGGGCUGUGUACGUCAACUCUACAAGGAAGAACACUUGGCAAGCUUUCUUGGCUUUAUAGAGAUUUCCUCCGAGGAGGUUCUUUAUAUGUCAAAAGUAAACGACAGUUUUGCUCUGAUGAGAAAAAUCUUGAAUCAAGAAACCCCAUACUGAGAUGCUACAUAACACAUCAUUUGUAUUUGAUUGUCCAGAAAUCAAAAUAUUCUCUUCAUUUGUCAAUACCUUCUAUAUUAUUGUAUAUUUGCCAGCUAUAUUCAUUUUUACAAUAUCAGAGGCCUAAUUUGGAUGUUUCUAAAAAUAAAAUGAAAUACCAUUACUUGUAUUCUGUAUAGUCACGUGCAUUGUUUGGCAUUUAGUGCUGCUCCAACAUCUUAAUAUGACAAUUAGUCUUUAAUUUUUUUAUAUUGAUAACAUUAAUCUUCAACUAAAAAUUAUGUUAGAACUGAAUUAUAAUUUCUAAAUCUAAUGUAUAUCUGCCUUAAACUUACAGAAUGAUUCCUAACCAUUGUGUAAUAAACUGGUAUGCGAGAGAAGUUUUGUUUAUCUCUUUUUUAUGAAUGCAAUGGAAGGGGGAUCAUUUUGCUUUCAGGAUUUCCAUCACUCCUAUUCCUCUACGUAGCUCCCUGUAACCUAUUCUCUCCUACAUGCCCAUCAUUUCUCCCUACUAACACCCACUUAUUCUAGGAAAUGUAUGUAAUUAAGAGUGUCCUCCAAAUUACUGGCAUUUCUUUGGAAGUGAAAGGAAACCAGAGAACCUAGGGACAGUUCACACAAUCAUGUACUAUGACAAGUACUGUGUAAUAACAGAACUGUCUGCUGUUCUGCAUUUCAAGGUUAUUUAUGCUGUUUGGGAAAUAGAUGUACCAGCACAGUAAAAGAAAAGGGAGAAAAAAACUUGCUGCACAGAUGUAAAACAGAGAAACUGUUGAAAAUCUGAAAAAAAGCAGAAUGCUGGAAAUACCCAGCAUAUCAGGCAGAGAGAGAGGGAAAAAAACUUGAUUUAAUGUUGUGGGUGAAUGAUCCUACAGCAGAACUGAUCAGUUCUAACAGGAAAAGCUUCCUUAUUCAGGAUUGUUGAAUUCUGUGUAGUCUUGGGCUGGAAAUUGUCUAGGUGGGAGGUGAUGCGCUUGUAUUGCAUUGGAUUUCAUUGGAAUAGUUUCGGAGGCCAGAGGCAAAUCAGAGCAAGAGGAGGAUAAAGAAGCUCAUGGUCCCUUUUGUGAACUUGAAGGGAAGUUUCUGCAAAACAGUGACCCAAUCACUGUUUUUGAUUGCUGAAUUUGAUUGUUUUUGCUGGAAAAACCACACUGAGGGAGAUGAUGCAGUUUAAUUGUAAAAGUGCAAAUUAAUUACUGGUUUCCUGGAAGGACUGGUAUGAAGAGAUAAAGUAAAAGGGCAGAUGUUGCAUCUUUUAUAGUUGCAAGGGGAAGUGUAAUCAAUAGUUGUUGAUGGAUUGAAGAAUGAACAAAGGAUUACAGAGGAAAUGGUCCCUCAGAAAUAUUGAAGGGGAGUGGAAGAUGCAUCUGGAGAUGGACUUUAUUGGUAAGCACACUAAUGGCUUCUUUUGCUUUCUACUAAUUCAGUGUUUAAAAGCACAUUCCUUCUUCAGGAUGCUUGAUUAGAAUGUAUUCUACACUAGCUGAAAGCAGAGGCUAUGAAUUACAUUUGACUAAAAUAUUUCAAAUGUUGUAAAUUCAAAUUUUUUUAUCCUUCCUUUUUUAUAUUUCCAGUAAGACCUAAUUCCUAAGCCAAGCCAGAUAUAGAAUCAUUACUUAGUCUGCUAAGUGCAGUUUGCUAAGCAAGGACUUCCAGCUACAGAUUUUGCUAAACUAGCUGUCACACAUAGAGAUUGAUUACAGUGAAGUAUUUGAGUAGUCCUGUGUCUCAUUGCAGUUAGUGUAUAAUAAAGCACUUUACGUUCCCUUUAAAGGGGUGAUGUAUUUUGAUUGGUUGAGGUACAAAAUGGCACUGAACAUUUGUCAACUAUAAAGUAUAAAAUAAGCACAAGCAUAUUUGCCUCCCUAUUUGGAAUUUCAAUUAGAAUGUUAUGCACUGUUUACAAUUAUAUUUGAGAGUAUAUUUUAAUGUAGCAAGAUAUUUAUAAUUAAAUUUAUCAAAUAAAUUAUUGUACACAUGGUUAUAUAACUCAAUGUACUUUCACUAAAUAUGGAAGGGCUAAAUUCAUAAUUUUCUUACUGAGAUGUUUUUCAGUUUCUAUGAUCAUGGCAAAACAUUUAUAUGUAUUUCUUUGCUAAAUGUACUUUAUAUUAACGAUAUUGACCCAAACAUGUUAAGAUUACCUAUUUCCCCAUAUACAGCUCCUUAUAGCCGAUAACCAAUAUGAAAAAUGUAAAAAUGCUGAACUUUGAUAAAGACCUGUUAAAACCUUUCCCUCUUAUUCGGACCCAAUUAGCUGAACGUAAGAAUUCAGUUCUAUAUCUUGUUUCCAAUUCCAGCUAUGAAGAAAGGCUUUGGAAUAGGGACUGCAUUAGGUUUUAACACACCUGAGGACAGCAAAUGGGGUAGUUGUACGUAAAGUAAACUGAACAAUUAAGCACAUUGACAGUCAAAUCUCAGCUUUAACCUGUCGCUAACAAACACAACAGUUGCUUUUUCUAAAUUGAUUACAUAAAUUGUUUUGCUGUUGUAAUCUUUUAAAUUCACUCUGAACACUUAAUAUCCUUCGGUACACCCUACAAUAUAUGACAAAGGAAAAAUAAUGCAGCAGUCAUUGUUUGGAUUAUUUUAAUUGUAUUUAUGCAUUGGUUAAAAUAUGAAUACAGUUCGUGUAAAAGUUCAUUUUUCAUACUUGCUACACUUAUUACAUAACUGCAAUGUAUUUAAGACCUUUAUUCUGCAUGCACUUCUGUCCUCCUUUAUUGCAGCUGUUGUGUAUUUUUCUCAAUGUUAAUCAAAAUACAUAAUGGACUUUGCAUGUUUAAACCUGUUUACUGUAAUUACAUACCUAUUACUU